AUGUCUAGACACAGCAAGCGCUCAACCCGCAAGGUCGGCUUCCUUGACGCCCUAGGCCAAUGGACAAUGGGCCCCUCUCUCAAGCGCAGCUCCCGCUGCCGUCGUCACCCACGCAGCACAACAGCAACCCGCGAAGCCCGCCUCGCAAACGCCCCGAAGGAUCUUAACCUCACAGCCCGUCAAUGGCGCCAGUACGCCGAUGUUCCUCCGGAGCCACAAGAUGAGUGCGACUGCAGUGACUGCGGUGAGGACCAUUCUGACGAUGAGCAGACACCGCUUAUGAGUGGUGAGCCCGUGCAGAGGAUCUGCUCCAAGUGGUCGCACUCUGAAGGGUCAGCGUUCACGCGUAAGCCGGAGCCUGUUCAUAGAGAUUCGGGGCUGAAUAGGAUUCUGGGAAGGGUUGAGGCUGAGAUGGCGGAGGAGCAGAGGCUUAGACAUCGGGUGAGUUAUGACGCUGGUAAUGACGCGCUGUUUGCAAACAUUCCUCGUCGGGAUCAGAGGACUCAAGGUGAAUUCAUCGUGCACCGUCAUCGUCUCGGCGACGGAGAGGAUUUUCUUGCAGUUGAUACCUUUGGACACGGUGAUUCAGGCCAUCGCGAGGCAGAUGUUCAGUCCGUACGCUCAUCGCAGUUCUUUGAGAACCCUCGUGAAGCACCCGCCGUUCCUCCAGAUGCCUGGACUCCAUCGGUUCAGCAUGUCCCCGAGAGUGCAAAGACUAGGAUUCAGUCUUGGAGGGAUUGCGUUGAUGAUGGGCCGGAGCCGGAGCCGGAGCCUUCGGUGUUUGGGGGCAGUAAUGCUCCGACAGUUUGGCCGGGGAGUGGAGAGACGAUUGUGCCGGAUGAUAGCCUCACGGAGGUUGUUGUGCGGAAUAGUCGGGGGUCUUCGAAGAAGGAGUCGAAGGGUCGUGGAAGUAGACGGCAUUCGAAGAGGAAGUGA
Fusarium verticillioides 7600 is the source of this 936-nucleotide messenger RNA. RefSeq lists its product as hypothetical. The record is from RefSeq and is a predicted model, not a curated record. The transcript has a single exon. NCBI's taxonomy places the organism in Eukaryota, Fungi, Ascomycota, Sordariomycetes, Hypocreales, Nectriaceae. Bases 1 to 936 code for a protein of 311 amino acids.